AGAAGAUCUUUGCUCACUCCAGCAGCAGCAGCAGCAGCAGCAGCAGAGGCAGCCGCGGUGGCAGCAGGACAGACGCCGCCUCAGCUUCCAAGUCGUCGGGCUCCGAUACCACCCCCUCGGCUAGCCUUUGCUUCAGGCGAGGCGCUUUCAUCUCUUGGUCUCGGACAGCCCCAGCCCAGAGCCCUCGCGGACUGACAGAAAGGAGCGGCGAAAGGAGGGAGAGAAAGGAAGCAAAAUGAUGCUUCAACAUCCAAGCCAGGUCCCUGCCUCAGAAGUCAGUGCAUCAGCCAUCGUCCCCUGCCUGUCACCUGCUGGGUCUCUGGCAUUUGAAGAUUUCACAACCCUUACUCCCCUUGUCAAGGAAGAGCUGAGAUUUGCUAUCCAAAACAAGCAUCUCUGUCACCGGAUGUCAUCCACGUUGGAAUCUGUCACAGUGAGCGACAGGCCCAUCGAGAUGUCCAUCAUGAAAGCAGAGUUUGCCCCUGAAGAGGAUGAAAGGAAAAAGAGACGAAGGGAAAGAAAUAAAAUUGCAGCUGCAAAGUGCCGGAACAAGAAGAAGGAGAAGACAGAAUGUUUGCAGAAGGAAUCAGAAAAGUUGGAAAGUGUGAAUGCUGAGCUGAAAGCCCAGAUCGAGGAGCUCAAGAACGAGAAACAGCAUUUGAUAUACAUGCUUAACCGUCACCGGCCAACGUGUAUCGUCCGAGCUCAGAAUGGGAGGACGCCCGAAGACGAGAGGAACCUCUUUAUCCAACAGAUAAAAGAAGGAACAUUGCAGAGUUAAGCAGACGGGAUGUGGAAGCAAUUGAGGAGUCCUCGUUUACUUCACUUCUAUACCAAGAAAUCCAAAGCUAUUGGGAGAUCUGACUUACUAUGCACUUCUAGGAUCCUAGUGGCCAAGAGCUGUCCAGGAGGCCUUGCUAAGCACAAGAAAUCAUGUUAGCUUAGCUGGAACUUUCUCAAAUCCAGAGAUUGGCUUUGGUCCAAAGGAAGAAAGUUUUGGGCCCCGACUCUAGGUAUUUAGGACUCGACAAUCUUGUUGUUCCUAGAAGCUACAGACAACCCCUACAGAUGGGUUAGUGUCCUGCUAGUAUCUGGUACCCGUAUUUGUCUUGUUUGGAUGAUACGAACAUUCUGGCUUUCAGUGAUAGACAUCAGCAAUACAUCCGGGCAUGGGGGUGGGACUGAGCCUACCCUCCGUGGACUGCUGGUAGGCGAAGCAGACUAACAGUGGGGUUUAUCCAUGUUUUGCAAUGGCCAGGGGUGUGCUUUCUAGCCAAACAUGCUGAUAUGUUACAGGAAUUACUGUAUUUAAAGCCUUCGUUUUCAAACCCAAGCAUUGUACUCCCCCCCCUUUUUUUUAAUGACACUCAAAAGUUCAGAUUUUCCUAUGACUCAUCUCAGAUCUGGAUUCUGAGGGGUUUGGGCAAUUGUCCCUCACUUCAACUUCUUGCAAAACACUCAGUGACUGAGUUGGCAUUUCAGUGCAACAAGCAGUGCUCUGUGAUUGCUGCUUUGCCCCAAAGGAGAAAGCCCUUUUCUUGCUGAGCACACAGGAUACCAUGAGCAAAGCUGAUGGGCCUUAUUUAAAAGAAGUCUAGUGUGAAUCUAGUUAUGACGGUUAUAAAAACAUUUGGAAAAAGCGAUUUAACUGCAAAGGAUUAGACCUCUCUGCUACUGACUUAGCUUGGGAAUGACUUCUUGGGCCAGAACAGACAAAGGAUAUCUUUUUCCUUUUCUCGUUGCUGACUUCGGGCAUUGUUCAAAGCCUGAUAAAAUUUAGGAUUUAAUGACAGUGAUAUUAAUGAUACAUGUUUUUCUUUUUUUUUUUUUUGUGAUCAAUUUUUUUAAAAGAAAAUUUAAACCCGGGAUGUUUGCAACUAUGAGUAGAUCUCUUGGUCAAUAAUACCCCAGUUACUGUUUAACUGUUAAAUUUCUGAUGUUUCUGUGAAAUCCUCAGAUUGUUAAAGCUUAUUCAAUAUUAUCAUUACAGUUUUCUGUAAAAGGAAAUAUCACUUUAUUUAUCCUAAUAUUCUUAACCAAUCUAAUAAACCAUGUGACUGAAAACG
Gracilinanus agilis (Agile Gracile Mouse Opossum) is the source of this 2066-nucleotide messenger RNA. RefSeq names its product activating transcription factor 3 (gene ATF3). The coding region runs from base 236 to 781 and encodes 181 amino acids. NCBI's taxonomy places the organism in Eukaryota, Metazoa, Chordata, Mammalia, Didelphimorphia, Didelphidae. The transcript has 4 exons. The record is from RefSeq and is a predicted model, not a curated record. Gene Ontology annotation, molecular function: RNA polymerase II cis-regulatory region sequence-specific DNA binding; DNA-binding transcription factor activity, RNA polymerase II-specific. Gene Ontology annotation, biological process: regulation of transcription by RNA polymerase II. Gene Ontology annotation, cellular component: nucleus.